GGCGGUUCCAGGAAGAGGAUAGGGAGGGCUGGGGGCCCUCUGCCCAUCUCACCCCUCCCCAUACCCCCCAACACCGACAGCUGUCCAACUCUUGGAAUUCAUUGGCUUCCCCUACUCCGCCUCCCACAUACCACCCCAAACCAGUUUAGCCCCCUGCCCCACCCUCGCUGACCUAAUAAGGCCAUGCAAUGUGUGGGGGACAUAUAUAAAAGGCGCGGGUUCUCGGGGACUCUGCACGACGCCGGAGAGAGAAAGCAGGAGUCGUCUCGUGCCCAGAAAGGCAACAAUGGCCAAGGAGUGGGGCUACGCCAGCCACAACGGUCCUGAUCACUGGCAUGAGCUUUACCCAAUUGCCAAGGGAGACAACCAGUCACCCAUCGAGCUGCAUACUAAAGACAUCAAGCAUGACCCUUCUCUGCAGCCGUGGUCAGCAUCUUAUGACCCCGGCUCUGCCAAGACCAUCCUGAACAAUGGGAAGACAUGCAGGGUUGUGUUUGAUGAUACUUAUGAUAGAUCAAUGCUGAGAGGUGGUCCUCUCACUGGGCCCUACCGGCUUCGUCAAUUUCAUCUUCACUGGGGCUCCUCUGACGACCACGGCUCGGAGCACACCGUGGAUGGAGUCAAGUAUGCUGCGGAGCUUCAUUUGGUUCACUGGAAUCCAAAGUACAACACUUUUGGAGAAGCUCUGAAGCAACCUGAUGGAAUAGCCGUGGUUGGCAUCUUUCUGAAGAUAGGACGUGAGAAAGGCGAGUUCCAGCUGGUCCUUGAUGCAUUGGACAAAAUUAAGACAAAGGGCAAGGAAGCACCUUUCACCAAUUUCGACCCGUCUUGCCUUUUUCCCGCCUGCCGGGACUACUGGUCCUACCACGGCUCCUUCACCACACCGCCCUGCGAGGAGUGCAUCGUGUGGCUCCUGCUCAAAGAACCUAUGACCGUGAGCUCCGACCAGAUGGCCAAGCUGCGGAGCCUCUUCUCCAGUGCUGAGAACGAGCCCCCGGUGCCCCUGGUGGGGAACUGGCGCCCCCCGCAGCCCAUCAAGGGCAGGGUAGUGAGAGCCUCCUUCAAAUGAGGUCUUGGGAGCUUGCCCUCUUCAGGAAAAGAAACCUGCCAAGGGAGAGCUUUGUUCUUUGCCUCCCUUUGGUGCUCCUUGCUUUAAGUAUGAUUCAGUUUUCCACAUUAAGCAAUGAAUGGAGGAGAUGAAAUCACCAGGAAACCAAAAUUACUUUGCAAGAUCUAAUAUGAAAACAUUUGGUCUUUCUAAGAAUCAUCUUUCCUAAAAAAGUAGCAUUUUCUAGUAAGAUCGCAAAGAAGGAAGAAGUUGAAAAGAAAGAGAAAAAUGGCCCUGGGCACCAUUUUUCUGUUAUCUUAAAUUUCCCAGAACUUCAGUUUGACUAUUUUUACUAGUUGUCUAUCUCAAAGGCAUAAUGAGUAUUUCUAUAUUUAGGAGUAGAAUGGUAUGAAGAUCAUACAGUUAAACAUAAGCCAGCUAUUAAAAUGACAUCAAAAGUUGAGAUGACACUGUCUUUCAACUUCUUAAACUACCAAGAGUUUCAUUAUUUAAUACAAUUUCAUCCACUAGAAAUAAUACCUGGUUUUGUUUAUUGAUACAAGGAAACAGUAAAAUCAGGAGUUUAAGAAAAUGUUAGUUAACUCAGUAUCUGAAUUUCUUCACAAGAUAGUUGACUUUCUCCUAACAUUUUCUGCACCUGAAGGAGGGCCAUUUAUUUUACAUUUUUACUACUUUUAUCUUUGCAUGCUUAUUAAAAUAAAACCUGCUUCUGAUAGCUUUCCAGUUUGGAGAUGGAAUUAAUGAUUCCUAGAAGAUGCAGGAAUGAAUGACUGCACUUGGAGUGAAAGCAAUUGUACUGAUCAUCAAAACAAUAAAGAAUGAAUGCAGAUA
Molecule: messenger RNA, 1900 nt
Organism: Condylura cristata (star-nosed mole)
Lineage: Eukaryota; Metazoa; Chordata; Mammalia; Eulipotyphla; Talpidae
Gene: CA3
Product: carbonic anhydrase III
Exons: 7
Coding region: 287-1069 (260 amino acids)
Cellular component (GO): cytoplasm
Molecular function (GO): carbonate dehydratase activity; zinc ion binding
Source: RefSeq, a predicted model, not a curated record